AUGGGUCUUGAAUGCCCAAGUAUUGCUUAUAUAGUGACAGUUGAAAUUCCUGAUGUUAAUCCUCUGCCCUACAGUGCCGAGAAGCGGGGGUCCCCAAGGCCUCCGGGGUUUGGGGCGCAAACCCAGUAUUUAUCUAGAUGUGUUGUUGGGGCAUCGCUGGAAGACGUAGGAGAAGGUGAGGAGGAAGAUGAAAAUACGUCAGAUGCUGAAGUUCCUCACUUGAAAGGAGGCCAAAGGCCAAAGGAGGGAGUCUACCAGAUAGUGGGAACUCUUUCUAAAGCAGAGAGUAAAAAACCAUCUUUUGCAGAGGAAACCUAUGCAGUCUCUUCUCGAGAAGAACUUUUAAGUUACUUGCUUGAGUGUGAGGUCAUUUUAUAUAAUAUCACUGAGGAUGCAAAUCAAAUUGAGGAGGCAACAUGGGCUGCCUCUGCACUGCGUACAGAGAUGCAACGUUUUGAGAUACCAAAGAUAUUCAUCCUCAUUUCAACAAUAAUGAGCUGGGCAAAAAGUAAACCCCUUGACCCAGAGGAUUCAGAAAUUGCUUUUACUGAUGAAGAUUAUCGCAGAAGAAAAUCUCAUCCUAACUUUGUGGAUCACAUAAAUGCUGAAAAACUUGUUCUCAAACUUGGGAAAACUAGCAAACAUAAAUUUUCAACUUAUGUUGUUGCUUCAGGACUUCAGUAUGGAGCUGGAGAAGGAAUCUUGCAUUACUUUUUUAAGAUGGCUUGGCUUAGUGAGACUCCUGCAAUACCUGUAUUUGGGGAUGGAAACAAUUUUAUUCCAACCAUUCAUGUUCAUGAUUUAGCAGCGGUGAUACAAAACAUAGCAGACCAUAGGCCAAAGACUCACUACAUAGUUGCAGUAGAUGAAUCUAUGCACACUCUUAAAGAAUUAAUAAAGUGUGUUAGCAAAAAUGUUGGACCUGGAAAAAUUGAGAUGAUUCCAAGAGAAAAUGCAUUCUUGAGCAAAGAGUUAACACAAUCACAUUUGGAUAUGCUGCUUGUGAACCUACGAAUAGAGGCUAUGUUUCUAAAAGAGAAUUUCAACAUUAGGUGGAUUGCUCAGACAGGAUUGGUGGAGAACAUUGAAGAAAUCCUCAAAGAAUACAAGGAAAGUCGAGGAUUACUGCCUCUCAAAAUUUACAUUCAUGGUCCUCCUGGAGUUGGGAAAUCUACCAUUGCUGAAAACCUCUGCAAGCACUACAAGCUACAUCACAUCAAAAUAAAAGAUGUGAUUUCUGAAACAAUAGCAAAUCUGGAGAAAAUUGUGGCUCUCAAAGAAAUAGAAGCAGACGAUGUAGGAGAAGAGGGAGAAGAUGACGAAGAGGAGAGUGAAAAUGUAGAAGCAGCACAAGAGAUAUUAGAUGGAAUAAAAGAAAGCAUGGAGCAGAAUGGGAGCAGAAAACACCAAGUAUUAAAAUGGGAUUUAGGUCAUCUAGAUGAUCAGUAUGUUAUUAAAUUCACAAAGGAUAAGCUUAAAACUAUGCCUUGUAGGAAUCAGGGAUAUGUUUUGGAUGGGUUCCCAGAAACCUAUGACCAAGCGAAAGAUCUUUUUAAUUUGGAAGACGAAGAUGAGGAAGAGGAAAUUAAAGGCAAAAUACCUAAAUAUGAUAAAUUAAUCACACCUGAAUUUGUUAUUUCUUUGACUGCAUCUGAUGAAUUCCUUAAAAACAGAAUAAUAAAUCUCCCAGAGAGUGUUGUUGCUGGAACUCAUUAUACUCAGGACGAGUUCCUGAGAUCUCUUAAUCUCUUCAGAGAGUUAAACACAGAAGAUGAGACUGUUCUCAACUAUUUUGAUGAACUUGAAAUACAUCCUCAGAUUAUUGAUGUAGCCAAAUUUGAAGAUCCUGAGAAUAGAAUUAUUGUAAAAGAGAUCAUCAGAGAAAUUGGAGAACCUCGGAAUUAUGGUUUGACAGAUGAAGAAAAGGAAAAAUUAGAACGCAAAGCAGCUGAGGAACGUCUUGCCAAAGAAGCUGAAGAAGCAGCUGAGCGAGAGCGUAAAGAAGCUGAGGAAACAGCUGAAAGGAAGGCAAAAUGGGAAGAGUGGAAGAAUCGUCUGGAGGAAGUAAAGAGACAAGAAGAAGAGUUACUGGAGGCCCAGUCCGUUCCAUUACGAAACUAUUUAAUGAAGCAUGUCAUGCCAACACUUAUGCAAGGGUUAAAUGAAUGCUGUAAGAUUAGGCCAGAUGAUCCAGUCGAUUUUCUGGCAGAAUAUCUCUUCAAGAACAAUCCUGAAAUCGAAUCAGAUAAACAUUAAAUCCUGACAGCUGUAGACGUCAUGAAAUAGAAAGGCAGAACAUUCCUAAUGCAUUUUACCAUAAAAAUACUUAGUUUUGGGAAAUGUUUUUGUUUAGGCUUAUUAUAUAAUCUUCAUUUUUAUUUCUCAUACUGUACGAUUAUGUUGUAUUUGGUCUCCAAUGUUCCUUCUACAAGAGCAGAGUUUACUACACAUCUUAAUACACUUGUGCAUCCAUAUGUCAUUUAUUUAUUUUAAACUGUGAACCGUAAGAAUCCGUUAUGUCUCCAAAACUUUCUUCCUGGUUUAUUUCAGUUACACAGUCUAACUAAGCAGGAUAUUCUUGCCCUCACCCAUAGUAGAAAUAGACAACUUGCCUGAGAAAAACUUUUCUUCACAAAGAGAGAGGUUAUUUUUACUGAAAAUGGAAAUAAAUAGAAGCAGCAAGUUCUCCUACUUCCUCUGCUCAUUAAAACAGAGGCUUACAACACUAAGAACACAUUUGGUCCUGCAGCAGUUUCAAGAAAAAUAACCAAACGAGAAUUUUUGCCUAUCAGUUAUCUUCUCUUUGCC
Struthio camelus australis is the source of this 2808-nucleotide messenger RNA. It is a transcript of the gene AK7, whose product is annotated as adenylate kinase 7. Gene Ontology annotation, cellular component: cytoplasm. Gene Ontology annotation, biological process: nucleobase-containing compound metabolic process. Gene Ontology annotation, molecular function: nucleoside diphosphate kinase activity; ATP binding; AMP kinase activity. NCBI's taxonomy places the organism in Eukaryota, Metazoa, Chordata, Aves, Struthioniformes, Struthionidae. The record is from RefSeq and is a predicted model, not a curated record.